Messenger RNA from Doryrhamphus excisus (bluestripe pipefish), 2380 nucleotides. Its product is annotated as glutamate dehydrogenase, mitochondrial-like. Gene Ontology annotation, cellular component: mitochondrion. Gene Ontology annotation, molecular function: L-glutamate dehydrogenase (NAD+) activity. The record is from RefSeq and is a predicted model, not a curated record. Gene Ontology annotation, biological process: L-glutamate catabolic process. NCBI's taxonomy places the organism in Eukaryota, Metazoa, Chordata, Actinopteri, Syngnathiformes, Syngnathidae.
ACGUCCAGGUGCGGUGUGACAGAGAGGAAGAGGAGGGAGAGUCGGAUGAAGAAAAAGGGGGAGGAGUUUCCUUGUUCCGUUUCCUCGCUGACUUUGUGACUUUUCUCUCUUCUUUGUUGAAGUUGUUUGACAAGCUUUAAAAUCAUAAAAAUGUACCGGAACUUCGUAGGGCUGCUCGCCCGGGGGACGAGCGGCUGGCCGGGCGCCGUGGACUCGGUUCUCCCGGCGGCGGCGGCGGCGGCGUCGUCUCGGCUGCGGUACCGAGACUACUCCCAGGCCGUGGACCGGGACGACGACCCUAACUUCUUCACUAUGGUGGAGGGUUUCUUCGACCGCGGCGCCGCUAUCGUUGAGGACAAGCUAGUGGAAGACCUGAAGACUCGGGAGAGUGACGAGAAUAAACGGAAGAGGGUCCGUGGGAUCCUGCGGAUCAUCAAGCCGUGUAACCACGUCUUGAGUGUCAGUUUCCCCAUAAAGAGAGACAACGGAGAGUGGGAGGUGGUGGAGGGCUGCCGGGCUCAGCACAGCCAGCACAGGACACCCUGCAAAGGAGGGAUCCGAUACAGCAUGGAUGUGUCUGUGGACGAGGUCAAAGCACUGGCGUCGUUGAUGACGUACAAAUGCGCCGUGGUUGAUGUUCCCUUUGGCGGCGCCAAGGCUGGCGUGAAGAUCAAUCCCAAGAACUAUUCAGACAACGAGUUGGAGAAGAUCACCAGGAGGUUCACUUUGGAGCUUGCCAAGAAAGGUUUCAUCGGACCCGGGAUAGACGUCCCUGCUCCAGACAUGAGUACCGGAGAGAGGGAAAUGUCCUGGAUCGCCGACACCUUCGCCACCACCAUGGGACACUACGACAUCAACGCUCACGCUUGUGUCACCGGGAAGCCCAUCAGCCAGGGAGGGAUCCACGGUCGGAUUUCCGCCACAGGACGAGGAGUUUUCCACGGCAUCGAGAACUUUGUCAAUGAAGCGGCAUAUAUGAGCAAGCUGGGAAUCUGCCCCGGCUUCCAGGACAAGACCUUCGUCAUCCAGGGUUUUGGUAACGUGGGCCUACACUCUAUGAGAUACCUUCAUCGCUUUGGGGCAAAGUGCAUUGGAGUCGGAGAAGUUGACGGAAGCAUCUGGAACCCGGAAGGCAUCGAUCCCAAAGAGCUGGAGGACUACAAACUGGCCAACGGGACCGUGGUGGGCUUCCCGAAGUCCACGCCGUAUGAGGGAAGCAUCCUGGAGGCCGACUGUGACAUCCUGAUUCCCGCUGCCAGCGAGAAGCAGCUGACCAAAGGCAACGCCCACAAGAUCAAAGCCAAGAUCAUCGCAGAGGGAGCCAACGGACCGACCACGCCUGAGGCCGACCGCAUCUUCCUGGACAGGAAUAUCUUAGUCAUCCCGGACAUGUACCUGAACGCCGGGGGUGUGACCGUGUCCUAUUUUGAGUGGCUGAAAAAUCUCAACCACGUCAGUUACGGCCGACUGACGUUCAAAUACGAGCGGGACUCCAACUACCACCUGCUGAUGUCGGUCCAGGAAAGUCUGGAGAGGAAGUUCGGGAAACAUGGCGGCGCCAUUCCGAUCGUUCCCACAUCGGAGUUCCAAGCGAGAAUCUCUGGGGCAUCUGAGAAGGACAUCGUUCACUCGGGCUUGGCCUUCACCAUGGAACGCUCAGCCAGGCAAAUCAUGAGAACAGCCAACAAGUACCAGCUGGGCUUGGACCUGCGCACCGCCGCCUACGUCAACGCCAUCGAGAAAGUCUUUAAAGUUUACAGCGAGGCGGGACUCAUCUUCACGUAGCUGUCCGCCCGACUUGGCUUUACGUGUGUGUGUGCGCGCGUGUGUGGAAUGAAAAUUGUUUUGUUUUUUAAAAAGUCUUAAAAACACCAAAAAGGGACAAAAGCAAAGUUAUUAUUAUUGGAUAGGAUCAUAUAAUAUUAAUAUGACUUCCAUAAAUAUAUUUUUCAUGUCUUUUUCAAGGAGAAGUUGUAAUCGUGCUCUCUCUCAUGUCAAUCAUUUCCCCUCCACCAGCCCAGUCAAACAGUUUACUUUUGUACACACACAAUCAUUUACUGGUUUGUGUAAAUGUGUAUGUAUGCAUGUGUAUACACACACACACACACAUAUAUUUCUCCGAAAUAAAAGACUGACGCUUUGUGCGUUUGUGUUUCUAGAAGUUGACUUCUAGCUUAAUGCGAUCCAUUGUGGCGACUCCAUAAUCAGGAAAAAGCCGAAAGAAACAAACAAAAGUCAUUGCAACAAUCUGGCGCCCCCUUGUGGCUAUUUACUUUGAUACACAAUCAUUAAUUUCUUCGCUGGUUUAUAUAAACAUAUACAAUAAUUCAUCUAUUUACUGCUUAACAUAUCACAGUUUAAAUAAAGCUAUGAAACACGA